This is a messenger RNA of Mugil cephalus (flathead mullet), 1071 nucleotides long. Its product is annotated as olfactory receptor 52K1-like. Gene Ontology annotation, molecular function: olfactory receptor activity; G protein-coupled receptor activity. Lineage: Eukaryota; Metazoa; Chordata; Actinopteri; Mugiliformes; Mugilidae. Gene Ontology annotation, cellular component: membrane. Gene Ontology annotation, biological process: G protein-coupled receptor signaling pathway. The record is from RefSeq and is a predicted model, not a curated record.
ACACACACACACACAGUUCAAUGUUUAUUAGAAAGACUUCUCUGUUUUCUUUCCAGAGGGUUAAAGUGUAAACGUGUAUCUGAUGUGACCGGAGGCUGUUUGCUGAUCGAACCGAACGUGGUUCAGGAGGAGGUGAAGAUGGAGCCGCUGAGGAGCAACGUCUCCUCCUCCCACCAGUUUUUCAUUCUGGACGGUUUCCAUGAACUCGGAGCUCUGAGGCCUCUCCUCUUCAUCCCGUUCUCCAUCAUGUUUGUUGUCUCCCUGUUGUCCAACUGUCUCCUGCUGUACGUCAUCGUGUCCCAGAGAAGUCUCCACUCGCCCAUGUACGUCCUCAUCGGCAGCAUGGCGUGCAUCGACCUGAGUCUCCCGCUCUUCUUCGUGCCCAACAUGCUGCUGAGUUUCCUGUUUGUGGAGGGGAUCUCUCUGACCGGAUGUCUGCUCCAGAUGUACUUAGUUCACUUAUUAGGAGCGUUCCAGUCCACUCUGCUGCUGUGGAUGGCUCUGGACCGCUACUUCGCCAUCUGCACGCCUCUCUACUACCACCAACGCAUGUCUGCACCACGGUUCCUGAAGUUCGUGGUUCCCCUCGUGAUCAGGAACGUGCUGACUGUCUCUGUGGUGGUGGUUCUGGCUGGAAAGCUGCCGUUCUGUUUCAGUAAUGUGAUCGACCACUGUUUCUGUGAACACAUGGCGCUGGUGGAACUGGCCUGUGGAAGCAUCACUGUCAAUAACCUGGUGGGGCUGAUCUCAGUCUUCCUGGUCCCGGUGCUCGAUUUCUUCCUCAUCACCGCCUCCUACAUCAUCAUAUUCAGCUCGGUUCUGACAUCAGGGAGAUCAGGGGGCAAAGCUCUUCAGACCUGUGUCACCCACAUCGUGGUAAUGGUUGUGUCUCUGGUCAUCGUACUCACAGCUUUCCUGUCCUACCGGGUCAGAGACAGCCUCUCCUCAGCUCUCAGGGUUUUCUUCAGCAUCUUGUAUCUGUUCUUUCCGAGUUGUUUCAACCCGAUUAUCUACGGCGUGAGAACUGCUGAGAUCCGACAACACGUCCUGAAGAUGCUCAAGUGUCGUUAG